UGUUGUUGGAAUAUCGUCCUGCUUUAUAUAAAGUUAAGAAAAAACAAAUAAACCGAAAUGUUUUUGUCUUGUUUUAUAAUUGCUGUUAAAGUCGUUGAUUGAAAAAUGCCAGUUUUGGUCACAUGGUGACUCUGAGUAUAUGGGAUCUUACGUUGUUGAAGGAAGUUGGAAACGGAUUAAAAUCAGGCCUUGGGCUUUUACAGUCUUGGAAAACUUACAUUUGCAUAAGCAUACGUGAUGGAUGAACAAUGUGCAAAGAAAUCAAUCGAAACAUUCAAUUUGAAAAAGAUACAGAACCAUUGGUUUAUAGAAGCUGGCGGAAAGAUGCACCAUUUGGGUAUUUUGAAUAAUGUCGACAGUGUUCAUAUGGACGAAAAUGUUAUAUUCGCAGACGAGUCCAUGUACCAAGUGAUCGUGAAAGACAACGGUGAAUUAAAAAUUGACAAAAUUGAAGAUCUUUGCACGAGUAUUGGUGAAAAAAAAGAACAACCGGAUAAGGAAAAACACUCUGCGGAUAAUGAGGGGUAUGAUUCUGACUGUGAUAGUGAAGACGCAUCUGGUUUUUCUAAAUAUUUUCUUAAAACGGGACAGAAGAAUGUAUUUCCUGAAGAAGACCAGUCUGACUUUUUGAGAAAAUUUCUUAAAAUGGGCCUGGAGGAGUAUGUUUCUGAUGAAGAAGACGCAUCUGAUUAUUCUAAAUAUUUUCUCAAAAUGGGCCAGGAGGAGAAUGUUUCUGAUGAAGAAGGUCCAAAUGCGAAAGGAUAUGAAAUCAACAUUCAUCUCGAUAAACUUCACAAAGCGUCUGAUUAUUCUGAAUAUUUUCUCAAAAUAGGCCAGGGAGCGAAUGCAUCUGAAGAAAAAGAUGCAUCUGGUUUUUCUAAACAUUUUCUUAAAAUGGUCCAAGAGGAGAAUAUAUCUGAUGAAGAAGACGCACCUGAUUUAUUAAAAUAUUUUCUUAAAAUGGACCAGGAGGAAAAUGAUUCUGAUGAAGAAGACGAAUCUGUUUAUUCUGACUAUGUCCUUAAAAUGGGCCAGGAGGAGAUUGUAUCUGAUGUAGAAGAUGCAUCUGGUUUUUCUAAACAUUUUCUUAAAAUGUUCCAAGAGGAGAAUACAUCUGAUGAAGAAGACGCAUCUGAUUAUUCUAAAUAUUUUCUCAAAAUCGGCCAGAAGGAGAAUGUAUCUGAUGAAAAUGACGCAUCAGAUUACUCUGAAGAUAUACCUGAGAUAGGCCAGGAGGAUUUUGUACCUGAAAAAGACGCAUCAGGCACUGAUCAACAGCUGGAAAUGGGAUCCGAAGAGAUAGAUAUUGAAAGAAAAAACAAAUCCGGGACUGAGAUACAGCUUGAAAUGGGCUCCGAAGAGUUUGUUCCUGAAGGAGAAACUGAUAUGAACAUGACUAUUCUUGUGACAGCCUUGUAUGACUUCAAUGCAAGAUUAGAUAAUGAAAUAUCUUUCAAAGCCGAAGACGUUUUCAUUACUUUUAGGCGGAAUCUUAAAGACAGCAAUAUAUGGAUGAAAGCAACACACCAGAGAUCAGGAGAGAAAGGGUUCAUACCGAGAAAUUAUGUUGUUACCGAUUUCAAAAAAUAUUACUUAAAAGAUUGGUGGCAUGACUUGAACAAAAGAGAAACAGUAAGUCAGCUGUCGGCACCUCAUUUUGGACUAGGAGCUUUUAUCAUAAGAACCGCAUCCGAUAAAAUGUCACUGGCUUUAUCCGUUAGAGAGUCAGAGAUGGGAGAAAAUACAGUUAAAAUCCAACAUUACAGAAUAUAUUGGUCAAACGACGGGAGAUUUCGUCUUUCAGAAGAAGAUCGUCUGUUUGCCGAUAUGACUGCUCUGAUUCAAUACUAUCAAGAUCAUUUGAUUAAUGGCUUGUGCUGCAGACUAGGAGAACAAGUUGCCAAAACGAUUCCUGACGUGCCUUUCAGAGAUCUAGAAUCACAAGCAAAAUUGGUGACAAUCCGUCAAAAUGUGGGUCCAAACAUAAGCACGGGUGAAUGGAGAAACCGAGGAGUGACAAUAAAACAAUCCAGUCAGUUGGAGAUUAAACACUUCUUAACAGAGAUAGAUAUAUUGAAGCGAUUAAAACACGAUAAAAUUAUAAAUUUGCUAGCCGUGAUCACAAAAGAGAAACCAUUCUUGAUGGUUUUUGACAUGAUAACAAUAGGUACCCUCAGUGAUUAUCUCAGAAAAGAUAUGGGAAAGACCAUAAAACACGAUCAACUUCUUGAUAUGGCAAUUCAGAUUUCAAAAGGUAUGGAUUAUUUGUGCAAUGAACAAAUUGUCCAUAGAGAUCUUAGGACAGGACAUAUACUUGUCGGGCAAGUAAAUAAGCUCAAAAUUGCCGGAUUUGGAAUGGCAAAAAGGCUUCAGAACGAUUGUUAUGUUUCACUUGACAAAGAAAGGCUUGCAAUUAAGUGGACUGCACCGGAAGUGUUUAAUGAACGUAAAUUCACAACUCAAUCAGAUGUGUGGGCCUUUGGUGUGUUACUUUAUGAGAUGAUUACUUUUGGAAAGCUACCUUACCCAGGUAUGAGCAAUGACGAAACAGAAAGUAAAGUUAUAGAAGGGUAUAGGAUGAAAAUGCCAGAUGAUGGACAUAUUCUUUGUCCACGAGAAUUAUAUGACAUCAUGUUGCAUUGCUGGGACAAAAUUCCUACAAAAAGACCCACAUUCUUAAACAUUAUAGUUUCACUAAACAAGUAUGCUACAAAACCGCAUCUUUCUGAAACAGAAACAAAGACCAGUGACAGAUCAAAAAUAAAAACCAAAACAGAGAAAGAUACUAAAAAUGCGUGCGUGUCAAUGUAAACCAAACAAUAAAAAAACAAAAACAAAAAACUUACACCGAAUUUCUUUUAUGUUUAGCCAGAUUUGUAAACAGAAAAGAUAUACAAUUUCAUUUUUAUUUUAUUUUAUUUUUGUAUAAUAGAUAAGAAUCUUUUAAAUUAUAUUGUACGGAAGAAAUGCUAAGAUUUUGUCUUUCAUUUGCAUGUUGGUGAUGAUGUAAAUAACAAAAAUUGCAAUUAUAAUGAAAACAAUGCAUAAAAGAUAGGUCAAGAAAAAGUUGAAGGUUAUCUAUAGAAAAAUAAAUAAAAUUAUAAUGUUUCAAAUAUGACUCGAUAUACGAUUUAAACUUUAAAAGGAGAAAAAAAAUAUCUCGAUCAAAGACUGUUAAAUGUUUUUGUUUUGAAUCAAAAAUGAGAAAUCCAACACUAAUGUUAACACGCAUACAAAGUCUUUUAAUUCCAUGAAUGCAGCAUUCAAACGCCCUAAACUUAAAGUUACAAUAUGUAUUGCUUUAAUUUUUUGCUUUGAUCCCCCCAAACAAAAGCCGGUCAGGACGAGAUUCUAGGUGUUUUCUAGGUAAUUUGGUUGUAUGGUUUAAAAGUGUCUUCUCAAUUGGAGGUAUCCAUAUUCCUAGUUGAAUUUCGAAAAGGCUAAUUUUGUCAGCCUUUUGACAGCUGUUAACUAAAUACAUACCAGUAGUGUUAUCUAAUUACUACACAUAUGUUGUUAAAUAAUCAAAACAACUUUUCCAACCAAUUACUAGGGUAUUUUGAAUCAAACAGUAGCCUUUAGAGUAUGAACACGUUUUUUUCCAUAUUUUGGCGAUGUGACCUAGUUUGACUCUAGGUGAUCCAUACUGAAACGUGAGCGAGAAUCUAAACAAAUGUUUUGCCUAAUUUCCAGGGUAUUUGAAUUGGAACAGAUGACCCCAGAUAACACAUUUUCAAGCUAGUGCUAGAAAAAAUCAAAACAACAUUUCUGACACAAUGUUCAGGUUUUUUGGACUAAAACAAUAGCAACUAGAGUGAUAACAAGACUUUUCAAUUUUCAAUUCCUUAGAUGUAGUUUUUCAUCCAAGAUGACAGAUGAACUCGUCCGAACAAUAACUUGGACAAAUCUCCUAACAUAGUCUAAUGACAAUUGAAACAAUAAAAUGACCACUAGAGUGUUAACGAACUAUAAUAGCUAUAAUUUUUAAUCAUGCCCCUUGGGUCAAUAUUUAGCCUGCCCAGGGGUUCACUAGUUUUCAAAUACUUUUAUAUUUAUAAAUUCGUUUAAAUCUAAUUGUAUGAAAUUUCAAUGCCGAGAACUUUAAUAUUUUGCAUGCAGCAUUACCUUGUGGGCCUCUACAAAAAUUGUUAAUGACCUGGGAUUUUUGCCAGCCACAGGUUACAUUGACGUACAUGUACAUAGUCAAAUACAUUUAAAUUUCAUUGUGUGUUGUAAUUGAGUAUAUUUAGGGAUUGAUUAUAUGGACCUUUCCGUUUUUUUCGUAGCGGAACAUUUAGCCACACCUUUUCCAUUCAUUGCUAGGUCAACUGCUCACAAACAGUAUCACAAACAUAACCACGUUAUUUUUUGUGCAAACCAGGUCAACCAGUGACUAUGUAUUAUGUCAGUGUAGCGAUUGGAUAACAAGUUAGCUAAUUUACAUAAAACUGUAAACACCGGAAAGGUCCAUUGCUUGCAUUCAUUUAAAAAUUGAUUUGAGAGCUUUUUUGUGAUUUGCCAGUUUCAAAACAAUACAUGUGCAUGACAAUUUUAGUGAUAUACAAAAUAUAUGAAAUGUAAAAUAAGAAAACAAGAAUCAACAAGAAGUGCUUGUUAUUCUAAUGUGAAUAUAUUAUAUUUCCUAAACUAAUUGGUUUACAAAACGGGUCAUGUUGACAUAUUUGAUGUUUAAAACACGACAAAAACCUUAUUUUGUAUAUUUUUGCCCAGAAAUUGUACUUACAUUGCAAUCGAUGGAAUUGCUUUCAGAGAUUUCCCUAGCAGGAGAAUGAUUUUCCCAGUCUUAUAUAUACUUAUUACCAUAUUACAUAUAUAAAUAUGCAUUGCUCAUGUUAUCGUGUUAUUGUCUUGCUCGGUUAUAAAAGGAAAUAAAAACAUUUUU
Ruditapes philippinarum (Manila clam) is the source of this 4903-nucleotide messenger RNA. RefSeq names its product tyrosine-protein kinase HCK-like. Gene Ontology annotation, molecular function: ATP binding; signaling receptor binding; non-membrane spanning protein tyrosine kinase activity. Gene Ontology annotation, cellular component: extrinsic component of cytoplasmic side of plasma membrane. Bases 238 to 2811 code for a protein of 857 amino acids. Gene Ontology annotation, biological process: cell differentiation; innate immune response; protein phosphorylation. The record is from RefSeq and is a predicted model, not a curated record. The transcript is spliced from 23 exons. NCBI's taxonomy places the organism in Eukaryota, Metazoa, Mollusca, Bivalvia, Venerida, Veneridae.